Mercurialis annua (annual mercury) is the source of this 1847-nucleotide messenger RNA. Its product is annotated as endoglucanase 16. The coding region runs from base 250 to 1698 and encodes 482 amino acids. Gene Ontology annotation, biological process: carbohydrate metabolic process. The record is from RefSeq and is a predicted model, not a curated record. Lineage: Eukaryota; Viridiplantae; Streptophyta; Magnoliopsida; Malpighiales; Euphorbiaceae. Gene Ontology annotation, molecular function: hydrolase activity, hydrolyzing O-glycosyl compounds. The transcript is spliced from 8 exons.
UCAUCACAUACCCAACACCAAAAAACAUAUCAACCCAUCAUUUCUUUCAAUAAUUAUUCAAAAAAAGAACAUUCCAUAAACAGAAUAACAGAAACUUCCUAUAUUUUAUCUCCUUUUUAAAUUAAAUUGACAAACAUUAGAAAACACAAAGACAAUUAAUCCCUUAAUUUCCCCUCUAAUUCUUUUUGUUUAUCUAAUUCUUGAUUUUUUUAGGGGGAUUGAAUAUUAAGAAUAUAGAUUCUUGAAUUAAUGGGUACCUUAAUUAGGCCUUUGGCCAUAUUAAUGGCAUGGUUAAGUUUAUUUCAAGGGCUUAUGGUUGGUGUUAAUGGUACUUUUAAUUAUAAAGAUGCCCUUACUAAGUCAAUUAUUUUCCUAGAAGCACAAAGAUCAGGAAAACUUCCCCCAAAUAAUAGGUUACCUUGGAGGGCAGAUUCUGCUCUUGAAGAUGGUAAACUUGUAAAUUCGGACCUAGUUGGAGGAUACUAUGAUGCCGGAGACAAUGUGAAAUAUGGACUUCCGAUGGCUUUUACGGUAACAACUCUUGCAUGGAGCGCUAUUGCUUAUAAAAAAGAGUUACAAGCUACUCAUGAAUAUGAUAAUGCCCUUGCUGGCAUCAAAUGGGGCACUGAUUAUUUUCUCAAAGCCGCUAGCAAACGUAAUCGUUUGUAUGUCCAGGUGGGGGAUCCGGUACUUGAUCAUCAAUGUUGGGUUCGACCGGAGACUAUGCAAACGCCAAGAAAUGUGUUGAAAAUAGAUGAGAAUGAGCCUGGAACUGAGAUUGCUGCAGAAACUGCAGCAGCAAUGGCUGCUGCUUCCAUUGUUUUUCGACCCUUAAACCGAACUUACUCUCGUCGUCUUCUUAACAAAGCUAAAUUACUUUUUACAUUUGCAAAAUCACACAAAGGAACAUUUGACGGAGAAUGCCCCUUCUAUUGCUCUUACUCCGGCUACAAUGAUGAGCUAAUGUGGGCAGCGACAUGGCUAUACGUGGCAACCAAGAAGCCAUUGUACUUGAAAUACAUUACAGACGAAUCAAUUAAUGCUAAUGUUGCUGAAUUUAGCUGGGAUCUCAAAUAUGCUGGAGCACAAGUCAUACUCUCUCAGUUUUUCUUUCAAGGAGAGAAGGGUUUAACCCCUCAUAAAAAUGGAGCUGACAGUUUUAUAUGUUCAAAUCACCCUGAUAGCCCCUACCAUCAAAUUUUUAUGUCUCCGGGUGGUUUAAUUCACUUGAGAGAUGGAGCCAAUAGUCAAUAUGUUACUGGAACUGCUUUAUUGUUUAGUGUCUACAGUGACAUUCUUAGACGCUACAAUCAAAAAGUCACUUGUGGAGACAAGCAACUCGAUCCCGACACCCUCAUGAACUUCGCCCGUUCACAGAUGGAUUACUUACUAGGAAACAAUCCACAAAAAAGAUCAUACAUGGUAGGAUUUGGAAACAACCCACCAAAACAACCACAUCAUAGAGGAGCAUCAGUACCAAAAAUUCAAGCACAGAGUGUAGUGAGUUGUCCCAUGAGUUUCGUCUACUGGUUCAAUAAUAACGGCCCGAACCCGAACGAGUUAACCGGUGCAUUUGUGGGCGGACCAGACAAACUUGAUAACUUUGUGGACCUAAGAUCAGCUUCUUCAUUUACUGAGCCAUGCACUUAUGUUAACUCGCUUGCUGUUGGUGUUCUUGCAAAAUUAGCAUCACCUUAAUUGUUUAGGUUAUUUUAUAUGAAUUCACCAUUUUUAUAUUAUUGGGCAUGAAAAAUUGUAAGUCUUUGACUCAACUCGUCAUUGAGUCUAUCAUCAAAACUGAGAUUUGUAUACUUUUUCUGAUAAUUUUACCAUGUAAUUUUCUUUUA